GUCACGCUCUGUUAGCUCCGAAAGUGGGGUCUUUGCUGCGCGAGGCUUGCAUCCAAAUAUUUCGCCAAGAGCAGCAUCGGUGACAGGCGGGGAAGGAAGGUGGGGGCGCGUUUUUGCGCCUUUCCUCGAGAUGUUGCCUGCAUCGGUUUAGCGAAAUGCAUUGUCGCGGUGCAAAGUUUCACAUCUGAAAACUUGCCAAUGAAGAGCAGCAUUUCUUUCAAUUCAAACGAAAUGUUUGAUACACGGGAGCAACCUGCGCUAUGAUUCUGCUGUCGCUAUGAUCCCUUCCACGGCGUUAUGGGCGAUAUAUUUCCCAAGUGAAACAUUGCAAGUAGCCUACUUCAGAAUUUGUGCGGUGGGAUUCGGGGCUCGCCCCUCAACAGUCCGCAUUCGCCCCCGAAGAGUCGAUUGACGUUGCGCUGAGAAAUAAGUCUCGUCGAAAGGAGAUUGUUUGAUCCUCUACAUUUAAAUGAACUUGUAGGCAUCGACGCAUUCUGCCAACACUCAGGUGCAGGAUUGUCAGGAGAAUGAAGGUGUUGGGGCCUGAGCUGAAGCAUGUCCUGGUUGCGGAGAGGCCCUCCUGCUCCUAGAUGGCUGGCCCUCAUGGUGCUGUCCGAAUGGGCCACCCUGAGCCUGCACUGCUGGGUCCUGGCCGUCCACGGCUCGGCAGGCCCGCAUGAGCCCCUGGACUGGCUCCUGUCCGAGAGAGGCCCCUUCCAUCAGUCCCAGGAGUACACCGAGUUCGUCCAGCGCCACCAACAGGGCUUCACUACACGCUACAAGAUCUACAGGGAGUUUGGGCGAUGGAAGGUGAACAGUUUGGCGGUGGAGAGGCAGGACUUCCUGGACGCGCCCCUCCCUCUCGCCCCGGAGUUCGUGAGCAGCGUGCGUCUCCUGGGCCGUCGGCCCACCAUGCAGCAGAUCACCGAGAACAUCAUCAAGAAGUUUGGGACGCACUUCCUGCUGUCGGCCACCCUGGGGGGGGAGGAGUCUCUCACCAUCUUUGUGAAUAAGAGGAAGCUGAGCCGGGACGGGGUGGUGACAGAAGGGGAUGGCAACCGCACUGUGACCACACUGGAGACCCUCCACCAGCUCGCCGCUUCCUACUUCAUAGACCGGGAGACCACCCUCAGAAAACUGCACCACCUGCAGAUAACCACCUCUGCUAUCAAGGUAACAGAAACAAGGACUGGGCCUCUUGGAUGCAGUAACUACGACAACCUUGACUCUGUCAGUUCCGUCCUUGUACAGAGUCCUGAAAACAAAGUCCAUUUACAAGGUCUGCAGCUGAUUCUCCCCCUUUACCUGCGGGACAGCUUCAUCAAAGCCGCUCUCAGCUACAUCACCUGCAACUCUGCUGGGGACUUUGUGUGCAAGGACAAUGACUGCUGGUGCCACUGCUCCCCCAACUUCCCAGAAUGCAACUGUCCUUACACCGACAUCCAGACCAUAGAGUAUAAGCUGUCCCAGCUGAGAGAGAUGUGGGAAAGUCACAACACAGAGUUUGAGGGCUCAGAUGAGUUCCGGUCCUUUGUGAAGAGGCUGCCCCAGGACCACCUGCUCAACAUGUCUGCCAUCUUCCAGUCGUGGAACAAAGACAUCCAUCUGCAACGUCUCCACAAACAGCUAGAGGGCAACCUGCAGCAGGUCUACAGCAAGACUCAGAGCAUGAUCCAGAAACUCUUCAGCAUGAGCAAACGCUGUGACAAGCAGCCCCAGUACCGGCUACCCAGAGAAAGGCCUCUGGCUCACUGGCUGAAGCUGGUUCAGUCCCUGCUGUAUUGUAAUAAGAACGGCCUGUUGGGCACGUUUAACGAGGAGCUGCAGACGUGUGCCUGCCCGUUGGAGCAGGAGUGCCAGGGACUGCUGCCCUGUCAGGUGGGCGAGGGCCCCAGCUGCGCGGCGUGCACCCUGGACAGUCCGGCCACCUGCAGCAGCUGCAACCCCGGCUACGUGCUGGUCUCCGGGGCCUGCCGGCCCCAGGUGUCCCAGUCCCCGGAGCUCUACCUGGGCCUGGAGACGGACUUCCAGGACCUGGAGCUCAGGUACCUGCUGCAGAAGCACGACAGCCGGCUGGAGGUUCGGGCCAUAUUCAUCAGCAACGACAUGCGCCUGGGCAGCUGGUUCGACCCGUCCUGGAGGAAGCGCAUGCUCCUGACGCUGAAGAGCAAUAAGUACCGUACCAGCCUGGUGCACAUGCUGCUGGGCCUGACCGUGCAGGUGUGCCUGACCCGAAACAGCACCCUGGAGCCCCUGUUGUCCAUCUACAUCAACCCGUUCGGGGGAAGCCACUCGGAGAGCUGGCUGGUCCCUGUGGGCCAGGGCUCUUUUCCGGACUGGGAGAGGACUAACCUGGAGGGGGCCCCCCAGUGCACCAACUGGACCCUGACCCUGGGCAACCAGUGGAAAAGCUUCUUUGAGACGGUGCACAUCUACCUGCGCAGUCGCAUCAAGUCCACCAACGCCCUGGGCAACGAGACGGUGUACUACGAGCCGCUGGAGUUCACGGACCCGUCGCGCAACCUGGGCUACAUGAGAAUCAGCGGAGUGCAGUCGCUAGGCUACAGCAUGCCCUUCGACCCCGAGGCCAUCCACGAGCUCAUCCUGCAGCUGGACUACCCGUACACCCAGGGCUCCCAGCACUCUGCCCUGCUGCAGCUGCUGGACAUGCGCGACCGUGUCAACAUGCUGUCGCCCCCCGGCCCGCUGCGCCUCGACCUCUUCUCGUGUCUGCUCCGCCACCGGCUAAAGCUGUCCGCCAGCGAAGUGACGCGCAUCCGCGACGCCCUGCGCAGCUACGCCAAGCAGCUACCCCACGGCGUGGACUACGAGACCGCCAAGCUGUGCAGCUAGCUGUGAGACCGCCGAGCCGCGCGGCAGACUGCCCGCAGGGAUGCAGACCGGGGGGGCUGGAGGACUCCUGCAAGUGGCUGUUACAGUGUGAACGGGAAUAAAACAUUUUCAGAGUUGACCUUCUAUGGAAUAUAUGGAAACCAUCCUUUGAUUUCCAUGUUAAGUAGGGGGUUUUCUGUGGGCACUCUUACUUUUGGUUAUAUUUGGAAAAGACUUCAUGGAUGUCGUACGAUGAAAACGAUUCUAUUUAACACUGGGCAGAUUUGACCAUUGCACAGUGAAGGUGCUGUAUGGUUCAGAAAAACAGAAUAUAAAGAACUUCUACUGCAAUGCGUACGCAAUAGUGUCAUCUGGCACACCAUUCAGUGGGUUUAAUGUCCUAACAGUCUUUUAAAGGUAUUACAGUGGUGUUUUAUGUUGAAGGCAGCUUUCCAGCAGAGUCAUUGAGUUUGGAAAAUUGUCAAUUUCUUUGUGUUGUCUUCAUUCAAAGUGCAUUGCCUCAGUCUGGAUUUUUUCUCUACAAGAUCACCCAUUAGAAACAAAGGUACCACACACAGUAAUGCUAUGCUAAUGCAUUCAUUUUAAGCUUGUUAGGCAUUCUAAAUAAAAUGUGCAAAACCUUUAGAAGUCAUGUUGUCUGUGUUGAUGCAAGAGUUAUGAUCUGCUGCUCAUCAGAUGCUGUUCCAGGACAGAGUUGCUCCAGCUUUGAAUAGCCGUCAUGCUAAUUGUUCUGUGUGAACGCUGUUGCUUCCUUUCAAUAGGAGCAGUUUAUCAGCCCUGGGACUUUUGACUUGAUUUAUAUUGUUUAUGGAGAGAACUAAUUCAAUAAAAGUACAUUCUUACAAAA
Molecule: messenger RNA, 3700 nt
Organism: Conger conger (European conger)
Lineage: Eukaryota; Metazoa; Chordata; Actinopteri; Anguilliformes; Congridae
Product: BMP/retinoic acid-inducible neural-specific protein 3-like
Exons: 8
Coding region: 556-2853 (765 amino acids)
Biological process (GO): positive regulation of neuron differentiation; negative regulation of mitotic cell cycle
Source: RefSeq, a predicted model, not a curated record